Molecule: messenger RNA, 1948 nt
Organism: Nerophis lumbriciformis (worm pipefish)
Lineage: Eukaryota; Metazoa; Chordata; Actinopteri; Syngnathiformes; Syngnathidae
Gene: tnfaip8l1
Product: tumor necrosis factor, alpha-induced protein 8-like 1
Biological process (GO): regulation of apoptotic process
Cellular component (GO): cytoplasm
Source: RefSeq, a predicted model, not a curated record
AUUUACCUGGGCGAUGUAUGCUCUGUACAAGAAAGUGUCGCGUUCAGUCUCCUUUUCUGGCGAUGAAUUCUAUAAAAAACAACAACAACAAAGUCCGUACUUGAGUCAAGUUACAAACGAGCUGAUGUGCGGAGGGAAGAAAACACUCUUUGAAUAAUUCACGCGUCCGUGCUUUCGACACGGUUAGCGACUGGGAUUGGAGACGACGUCAAGCCGAGAGGCAACAAGCUCUGGGCGGGCAGACAUGCUGUAGAACUUCUAGAACAUCCUUCCCCGCCUCGCCGGGAUGAAGAGCCAAGAGAUUUAGCUGAUACGUUUGUUGCUGGCUGAUUGAGGCAAGAGUUGACCAUGGACUCGUUCAGCACCAAGAGCUUGGCCAUGCAGGCGCAGAAGAAGCUGAUGAGCAAGAUGGCCACCAAGAGCAUGGCCAGCCUCUUCAUCGACGACGUCAGCAGCGAAGUCCUGGACGAGCUGUACCGGGUCACCAAGGAGUACACCCGCAACCGCAAGGAGGCCCAGAAGAUCAUCAAGAACCUGAUCAAGAUGGUGGUGAAGCUGGGGGUGCUCUACAGGAACAACCAGUUCAGCAGCGAGGAGCUGAGCCUGGUGGAGAACUUCAGGAAGAAAGUCCACACCCUGGCCAUGACGGCGGUGAGUUUCCACCAGAUCGACUUCACCUUCGACCGCCGGGUCAUGAGCGCCCUGCUGAACGACUGCCGCGAGCUGCUGCACCAGGCCAUCAAGCGCCACCUGACGGCCAAGAGCCACUCGCGGGUCAACCACGUCUUCAACCACUUCGCCGACUGCGACUUCCUGGCCGCGCUCUACGGGCCCUCGGAGGUCUACCGCGCCCACCUGCAGAGGAUCUGCAACGGCGUCAACAAGAUGCUGGACGAGGGCAACCUCUGACCUCUGAGUUACCUCCCACCCCCAACCCCGGAGUUGACAAUCACCAACGUUGCUUGGUUCUUACGUGUGCCUCUCAAACACUGAAGUGCUCUCUUGCCCAAAGUCUUUCUUUCCUCACAUGGCUUUUGUGUGGAAGCAAACAAAAGGUGGAUAAAGUGAAUGUAAAAGUUAGCGUAGCAGCCUUUCAGUCCAAAGGCACAUUGCUCACUCUGUGAAUCCCUCAGUCGCUUAUACCUCUCACUGGGAGCCCAAAGACUCUUCCAUACCUUCCAAAAACAUGUUUUCUAUACGACUGUUGCACUCGAGCCUGAAUGGUGCUGUACGAUUCCUGCAAGAAUGCAAGUCUGUGAAGCCAGGCAGUGGACUAAUCCUGCUUAGCCUGCGUGUUACACAAGCUAACGUUGAUCUCCACUUCUACUUCUGUAUGAAUAGUCUGCUUGCGAGCGGGCGCAACAAAGGGUGAGGUAUCUGGGUCAAGGUCGGACCUUGCGGAACGGUCCCGACAAAGGUGGGUCAAUGGAAUGAACCGUACACUGUUUUAUUCAGGGUAGCACUAGAUUUUGGUUGGAAAACCAGUCGAUUCACCAGCCAGCUAGUUUAGCAUCUUGCCAGGUCAACACAAGAUGAGGUAUUUGGGUCAAGGUCGGCCCUUGGGUCAAGAUCGGACCUUGGUUCAACGCUUUCACAACGGAACAGUCCCGACAAAAGUGGGUCAAUGGAAUGAACCGUACACUGUUUUAUUCAGGGUAGCACUAGAUUUUGGUCGGAAAACCAGUCGAUUCACCAGCCAGCUAGUUUAGCAUCUUGCCAGGUCAACACAAGAUGAGGUAUUUGGGUCAAGGUCGGCCCUUGGGUCAAGAUCGGACCUUGGUUCAACGCCUUCACAAUGGAACAGUCCUGGCAAAAGUGGGUCAAUGGAAUGAACCGUACACUGUUUUAUUCAGGGUAGCACUAGAUUUUGGUCGGAAAACAAGUCCAUUCACCAGCCGGCUAGGUUAGCAUCUUGCCAGGUCAACACAAGAUGAGGUAUUUGGGUCAA